CUUUUUUAUUACUGAAUGGGGGGCUGGUGCUGGUCCUGUGUUGUGGGAGUGGGACAAUAAAAGAGCAGAUACACCUGUGACUCUCAGCAUCAAAGAAGUCACCAUGGACCAGAGCAUCACCUGGACGGCUGUGGUGCUUAUUUUAACAGGCAUGUGUGUAGGUGAGGGUAUAUUACCACCAGGCCCGCUGAGUGGAGCUGUGGCAGGCGCAGUGAAGUUCACCACCACCCUCAAACCUCCUGAGAAACCCUUCCUGUCAGUCAGCUGGAGCUUCAAAGGGGUGAACAUCAUCACCUCCACCAGCGUCAACGUCACUGAUCCCGGACAUGCCGACAGGAUUUCAUUAGACAGGGCCACGGGGGCCUUAGAGCUCAGAGGCCUGGUGUUGGAGGACAGCGGGGAGUACACCAUCACCAUCAUACCAGACGGAGGGCUGCAGAAACUGGGCACGACCACUCUGAAUGUGUUUGCACCGAUAACCGGAGCCACCAUCCGCAGCCCUGCAGCCACCCUGAUUGAAGACAAAAGCUCAACCAACCUCACAUGUGAGGCCUCCGGCUCAAUCAGCACGAGGGUGUGGUUAAAAGAUGGCCAUCCUCUUCCGCCCAGUGACAGAGUCAGCUUCUCCAUAGACAAGAGAGCUGUGUUCAUACGACCUGUUCAGAGCUCCAACCACGGCACGUACCAGUGCCGGGUCAGCAACCCAGUCAGCUCCAUGACUGCCAGCUAUAAUCUCACGGUCAACUUUGGACCACAUAACAUUUCAAUUAUUGGACCAGCAGAAGCCUCACCUGGCCACAGAGUGAUGCUGCAGUGCACAGCAGACUCUGUUCCACCAGCAAACUUCAGCUGGUUGUUUAAUGGCAACGAGACACAAGUGAAUACCUCCUCGUAUAUUAUAGAGAGACUGGGGGAGGAAAACAUCGGGAAUUACACUUGCACUGCCAGUAAUUUGGUCACAAUGAUGGAAAACUCCACCAUUAUCUAUCUGAGAGCAUCCUGUGCUGCUCCCUGCUGGUCGUUCUCAGUGUUGGUCAUCAGCACGCUCGCUCUGAGAAGGUUAAUAUGACGAGAGAUUUGCUGCAGUCCAGUGACCUCAACUUCUGACUGUGGCCUCCAAUUAAAUAUCACCCAGAAAAGAUAAACAAAUAAAUAAACAAAAUCAAAUGUUAUGUAGACCCAACAGACGCUGAUGCUGCAGCUUGUGAUUCCUUCUGGAGAAUUCCACAUUGAGAUAAAAACAAAUUGUCUAACCUGUUGCUAUUGUGAAAUAAUGUGAAAUGUGAAAUGUAUUUUUCUAAUAGAGCACUUAUAGUCCUCUGUAUUAAACCAAGGGUCAUUGUGGUUUAGUUAAAAUGAACUCAUAAUUCAUCACCAUUAUUUUUGUCCUUGAGUAUAUGGAGUAUAUGUGGGUGUACGUGUUUAGUUUGGUCCUGAUACACUUUGGCCUCAAGCUGACAGUGAAUAUGUGGCUGAUAGAUGGCUAGUUGCUUAGAGUUGGAGUUUCCCUACUGGGUCACAAAAAGUUUCUCUGUCGAGCAUUCAUUAUGACUUUGAUGCAGUUUUUAGUCACCACAAUCCACACUGGGCUGACCACACCUUUUCUGAAUGUCUCCACUCUUGUCUGUCAAUACUGUAACAUCAAACUGAGGAAAUACCUCAGUAGAAGCCAAUGUCUGUUACAGUUCACGCGAUAAAACAAAAUUGAAAUAUGAAAUAAAAAAGUUGUGCUGCUUGUUAAGAUAUAUAUAUAUAUAUAUAUAUAUUUUAUUUUAUUUUUUUUUUUUACACAUUUUCCAGUAUCUGGUCUCACUUCAGUGGUGGUCAGAGAUUGUGUAGGGGAGUUGCCUGUCACUUAAGGAAGACAAAAGUAGAAUGCAAUCUCAAAAUUCUCCAAAAGGCAUAAAAAGAUUCAGUAACACUUUCUAUGAAGGUUGUACUUAUAAUGCCCUAUGAAUGCACUCAUAAUGUUUUAUAAGGUGUCUAUAAAGCAUUAUAAUGGUCAUUAUUA
Mugil cephalus (flathead mullet) is the source of this 2011-nucleotide messenger RNA. Its product is annotated as carcinoembryonic antigen-related cell adhesion molecule 6-like. The record is from RefSeq and is a predicted model, not a curated record. The transcript is spliced from 6 exons. Lineage: Eukaryota; Metazoa; Chordata; Actinopteri; Mugiliformes; Mugilidae. Bases 104 to 1069 code for a protein of 321 amino acids.